AUGAGCGGAGAAGAGUUCCGGACAAGUGGCCAUCAGUUAGUGGAUUUAAUUUGUCAGUAUAUCCAAGACGUCGGCACUAAGGCAAUACAUCCAUUUGUUAUGCCUGGUUUCCUGAUCAAGGAACUGCCUGCCAAUGCUCCGAAGGACGGCGAAGAAUGGGCUGACAUUAUAGAGGACGUCGAGGACAAGAUAAUCCCUGGGCCAUCUGAAAGCGACGCGCUGCUGAUCUCGAUGCUGGCGGCGCGCUACCAGAUGACGAAGGGCAACCCCCGUCAGCGCCCUCCCUCGGUUCCGACGCGGACCAGCCAGAGGCCGUUGGACGAUAUCGACGAGGCGGUGGACCGGAUGCGCAUGCUGACCGCCUACUGCUCCACAGAGGCUCACUGCAGCGUCCAGAAAGCCGCGCGCCUUUGUAUGGUGCAGCUGCGCGUUCUGGACGCCGACCGGAGCGACUGCCUCAGCGCGGAGAGGCUCAGGCGGGCAAUAGAAGCCGACGUGGAUAAAGGAUUCGUGCCGUUCUAUGUGGUGGCUACGAUUGGCACGUACGCGACGGCUGCUUCGGACAACUUGAAGGCAAUCGGCGCCGUCUGCCAAGAGUACCCAACCAUUUGGUUCCACGUGGACGCCUCGUACGGCGGCAACGCGCUGCUUUGUCCCGAGAUGCGCCACCUCAGCCUGGGGAUCGAAUACGCCAAUUCCAUUAGCGUGUGCCCCGAGAAGUGGGCGCUCGUCAACCACGACUGCACGUGCUUCUGGACGAGCGACUACCUGCGGCUGAUCGAGGGCCUCGUCGUGAACCCGACGUACCUGCAGUACGAGCAGCAGAACGAAAGCAUCGACUACCGGCACUGGGGGGUGCCACUGUCUCGCCGCUUCCGAGCCCUCAAGCUGUGGUUCACCCUACGCAGCUACGGGCUGCACAACCUACAGAAGCACAUCCGUAACCACUGCCUGCUGGCGGAGCGCUUCAGGGCAUUCAUCAACAGCGACCGCCGCCUGCAGCUAAUGAACCUCGUCGAGAUACGUCGUAAAUGUAAGUGUCGGCCUUCAAACGAGCAAUUCCCGCAGCUAGGCGUGGUGUGCUUCCGUGUCCUGCGCACCGGCGAAUCGCAGCCGCUGCCUGCAGACCAACUGACGGAGCUGCUACUGGCCUUCAUCAACCAGUCUGGCCGAACAUUCAUGUCACCUGUGCGAGUUGGCGACAACUUUUGCAUCCGUUAUUGUAUCACCGCGGAAAACUAUACGCAUGAGGACGUAGCCACUCAACCAAAACUCUUCUGCCGAGGGCCAAAUGGGUGGUCCAGUCACGUGCCUUCGGAAGAGACGACGCAGCUGGUGGUGGGGGCCCUCUUAGUGCGGUGA
Schistocerca piceifrons (Central American locust) is the source of this 1362-nucleotide messenger RNA. Its product is annotated as tyrosine decarboxylase-like. The record is from RefSeq and is a predicted model, not a curated record. NCBI's taxonomy places the organism in Eukaryota, Metazoa, Arthropoda, Insecta, Orthoptera, Acrididae. Gene Ontology annotation, biological process: amino acid metabolic process. The transcript is spliced from 5 exons. Gene Ontology annotation, molecular function: carboxy-lyase activity; pyridoxal phosphate binding. The coding region runs from base 1 to 1362 and encodes 453 amino acids.